Molecule: messenger RNA, 8398 nt
Organism: Neodiprion virginianus
Lineage: Eukaryota; Metazoa; Arthropoda; Insecta; Hymenoptera; Diprionidae
Gene: vn
Product: protein vein
Exons: 9
Coding region: 469-1884 (471 amino acids)
Biological process (GO): intracellular signal transduction; nervous system development; animal organ development
Molecular function (GO): signaling receptor binding
Source: RefSeq, a predicted model, not a curated record
UAUAUUUAACGAAGUGUGCGUGUGUGUGUAAUAUAUUGAAGAAAAGUAAAUAAAUGAAUGAAUAAAAGUAUCUAUACAUGUGUGUGUAAAAUUUUUCGUGUACGCAAUUGGAUAACGAGAGUCUAGGAGUGGUGGAAACUAAAAUUGUGCGAUCGUGCGAGAAAGAAGGAAAAAGAGUGUGGAUAAGAAGUAAAAGUGGAAGAUUCGGAGGCGGAGGCGGCGGUGGAGGAGAAAGAAAGAAAGAAAAUCGGGAGAUAAUUAGACGACGAAAAACGACCGAACUGAUUCGAUCAUCCCCCUCCCCCUGCACCCGAAAAUAUAUAAAACGAUAAAUAAAUAAAUAAAUAAAUUAAACAACAACGUCAAAGUGCCAGUAGACGGUGAAAAAAUUGCCAACUUCUGGUCAAAUAUCGGGGGGGGAGUGAGGCGGUGAACCCCCCGGGCGAAAAAGCGAAACCAGAUUGGAUAAUGUGGGCAUUUCUCUUUUUGGCCGGUCUAUUUAGCGGUUGGUGGGGCGCUCUGUCUCUCGCCGCGCCCCCAGAAUCCGCCGUUGCGGCCCCUCGGACGUCAUCGACGUCAGGAAAUACCCUGAGAACGUUGCUGUUCCCGUUGACGGAAAGAAAUUCUGAGACCGAGUCGACUCAAGGUCGGGAUCACCUGGAACCGUAUCGCUAUAACGCGGUAAAAAGACGCUCGACGUCGCUCAGGCGACGGGAAUCAAAAUUUCGGUACGACAGCCUUCCGCGACUGAGAUACGAGGAGGUCAUCGCGAGUCACGGUAAAACACGGGACACCGACUCGGCGAUCUUUCCGUUCGUCCAAGGGCCCGAAUCUACGGUCGAAAGACCCCGAGUCGCGAGGGCGGCGAAGAACCGGAAGGAGAGGACGAGGACGAGGGACAAUUCCCCGAGGGAACAGCGCAGGCGGGGAAGGAACAAGGAGAGAAGGGGACAGAACUGGUGCCCCGACGUCGACGUCGGGAACAGGGCGUACCUCGCACCGACCGUUUUUGAGGGUAAGGCCAGGAGCAUGUCUUCGGCCAGGAAACCCGAGUCCAACUACGCGGUGACCUUUGAGGUCAAGCGGGUAUACAAGAGUCAGAGCGGCUUUCAGCCGUUGGUGAAAAACGACAGUGUGAGAUUGCAUUUCCGGGAUAAAACUCCCGGGAAGUCCACCUUGUGCGAAAAAAGUGGAAUCGACGGAGUGAGUGCUCCGGGUGUUGUACGGGCAAAUAUCAAAAGGGGCAAAGUGUAUCUAGUUUUUGUUAGCCGCGUCGGACCGAGGAACUUCACUAUCCUAGGCGAACCGAUUAUUCGUAGCAAAAAGAACGCCCAGGCGGUUCAAGCCGUCGUUCGACCAGACUAUGUGAGGGAAGUAACAUUGUCUGAGCUUCGAGACGCAGUUGCGAGGUUACAGGAAAAAGUGAAGCUUGUCUGCCGGACGAGAGGGUCACCACCCCCAAGGGUGCACUGGCUCAAAGACGGUAUGCCUCUUCACCCCGGACAUGGUCUCAGAAUUCAGCACAAGCGGCGGAGAUCGAAAGUGGUGAUUGCCUCUGCGAAAGCAGAGGACAGCGGACGUUACGAAUGCGUGGCGGAAAGCACCGCUGGACAUCGAGCCGCCCUGGCCGCCAAACUUCUAGUCACACACGCUCCAGAAACUACGACGGCAGCGUGGCCUCGACAGGAAGCUCCUUGCCCAAUUUCGGAGGACUUCUGCAUGAACGGUGGAACCUGCUUGUUCUUUGAGACCGUCGGUGAACCAGCCUGCAGGUGUGCCGAGGGUUUCACGGGCCUCCGGUGCGAGAACAAGGAUGUAACAAGCACCGGAAAAAUGGAUAAGUACUCUUCCUUCGCCGAGGACAUCUCCCUUGCCCGCUUCUAGCGCAUCUAGCGGCACUGUCAAGCUUGCACACCGGGACAUACAUCGUGUUUUGUUUUAUUGUAGCCUUACCUCAUACUCCCGACAUCCUCGCCUUUCCUGCCCGUCCCCGACCCCAAAUAACCCGCAAUUCCCAUGUUUUACCCAAUGGACCUGCCCUGCUUUACGCUUAUACUCUACACACAUCCGUUCUUUCUCCAAUUUACUAUUUUGUUUUCGAAUGAUUUCCGUAUCUCCUUCUCUCAGUAUUAUUUCUACGUUUUUCUCUUCUCUACUAUCGUCUUAUCUAUUUCAUCUUGGAACUUGCUGGUUCUGGGGCUGUUACUCAACUUAAGAUAUUACAGCUGUGGCCGAGAUUUUCUAGUAGCAGUCAUACGUUAUCACGACCCUUGAACUGCUGGCCAAACUCCAUGCCUCUUCCUCCGACCAGAACUUUUGAAGAGAAAGUUUAGUGAAGUUGAUUGGAAAUUCCAACACCUGAAUCCUCUUCACAUUGUUCUUGAAAAUUUCAGAAGCUCCGAAGAUCCGGCCGUUGACGAGGACGAGGACGAGGACGAGGGUUGAGACCGAGAUAUCCUCGCCACCAGACUUCAAGCUAAGGUGAAAAAUUUUGGGACCGAAGAUGAAGACGCGACACUUGACAUACCCCAUGGUUACUUCAUAGGCAUGAAAAGACGGAAAAACAAAAAAAACAACCAUAAAUCCGAAGACGCUCCGCACUUGGAGUGAGCAGCAAAUCGACCCCUCACGAGCAAUUUGUGGAACUCUUACCGUGAAUUCUCGCGAAUUCUCGCAGGUCUAACAAAUGUCCGGUUUAACGUCUCACGUCGGGGAGAAUUCGCGAGGAUUCGAGAACCGUUCAGAGCACGCUCGGCACAGUGAAACUCUGUGUAGAUACCUUAUCGCCUUCCUCUAUAUUCCGUGUUUGCAUACGAGGUCAUCCGUCACUGUCAGUCGGCUGUGCGGCGUCGGGACGCCCACGGGAGUUAAUAUCUUUUUCACCGAGCAAAAUGGGGUGGAAAAAUAAAAAUGAAAAACCGCAUUUCGCUGGGCUGCAGCAGAUAUCGCGAAACCGAAUGGCGAGACUGACUCCAGUGCAUCUGCGAUAGUCGCAUUCUAUCGAUCUUCCCAUUCUACAUCUCGUUUUAUCCUCUCUCACACGAGAUUUCUCAAGCCUUCGGGGCGCAGAGUAAACCCCAUGAGUACCCCAACGAACACGCUUUCUUUUAUGCAACGGGCUGAAAGUGGGUGAGAGAAUUUUGAUUGAUGCGCUUCGAGGCGGUCGGCAUAAGUUAACACCUUUUACAAAUACCAGAAGGAGCUACACUGAUUCACGUUGUAAUCACGUGUAUGUAUGAUUUAGCUUAUUUUUCGUACCUAUUGUAAAUUAGAAAGUUGUUUUUUCUACUAACAAACAACAUCGAUAUUGACCCACUGAUGAUGAGAGACAAAUUUUAUUAUCCUUCCUCGUUUGAUUCAUUCGAUAAGUCAUUUGUUGUUGGUUCGAACAAGGCGCACUGGAAUUUAAUAAACAUACUAGUAUCAAGGCGUUGAUUAUUUAAUUUGAGUUGUUUUUGCACCAACAAGUACGGACUUUGUGAGCACUGUUCAAACAAUCAAUGCCUUUUAAAUUUCCCAAAUAGACACGGAGUUGAAAUAAAAUUUAUUUAAAUUAAGGAAGAUUUCCUGAAAUCAAAUAAACUUUAUCCGAAUUAAGUAUAUAUCUAUCGGAUUCGAAGAGUCUUAACCAAUUGAAUAGUGCUGAUAUUGGCCAGACUAAGAACUUUCUGCUCGGAUGUGUGCUGAGCUCAUAAAAUAUUACGAAAGAAAAUCUAUUUUCUGUGUUAUUUAUGAUGAAAUCCAAAAUUUAAACAGCUCUAAGAUGAGAAACACCACGUCGAUUAAUAUCCAAGUUAUCCAAAUUCGUUUCUCCGUUCUUGAAGCAUCGUCGGACAAAAAUUUGAUCACAUACACACCCGAACUUCCAUCGGCCAUUCAAAAAUAUUCGGAGGUAAUAAACUAGACCUGGUGACGUCAAGAUCCAGUGAAAAUUCACCUUUUCAAUUUUGGGAUGAUUAUAAGGAUAUUCCUUAUUUUCUUUUUUUCUCCGAAAAAGAGAAGCGGAAGUGAUAAAAAAAUUUAAUGAUCUUAGUAAAUUUAUCAGAUUCCAGUCUGCUUGAUUCGAAUCAUACAAAUUACUUAUUGCAUGGAGAAAAGCAAGCGGAACAAGUAAAUGUAGUUCCUUGUAACAAGUAAAUAUUCCUCUCAUUGUAUAAUACGAACCAUCAUCGAGGAUUUUCAAAAUCCACGAAUAUGAUGAAUACAAGUAAAAAUUCGAAUAAUAAAUAUUUGUUCUUAAAGUUAUUUUAAGACAGUCGAAACGUUACAUUUUAUCAUAAUUAAACUGCAUGCAACUGAAUAGAAAAGUGUGAUUGAUUCACUAGGCGAUAAUAUAUACCGCAAGGAAAAUUCGAUCAUUUUUUCUACGAAGGCUUCCACGAUUUGUUGAGAGCUUCGCCUUUCUGAUCUGCAGUAGCUCUGAAACACCGAUAGACCCUUGAGGCAGCGGUUUGAAUACAGAAGAGAAAAAAAAAUUCGUGAAAUCAUGAUUUUAUACGCGAGCUGAAUUGGCCGUAAGAGAGGAUAGGAGAGGUUGGGUAAAAAGGGGACGAGUAAAGGAGGAGGGUAAUCGUAUUCCCUGCACCUCGUAAAGAUGAGUUGAUCCUCCGUGGAUCAUUCCCUCUUCCCUUUCAAUUUGAUCGAAGAAAAAUAAUAUAAAAAUUACAACCCAACCCAACCCUUGCCGCAGUUGUAAAGUACGAAUAGCAUUGGCUCAAAUUUUAUAAAAUCUUUGCGAAUAUAAAAAUAUUACGAACGAAUUCUGAUUCAAUGCAGAAAAUAAACUCUGAUCAAUGGUCUUCGGUGUAAAUCAUAUUCUAAAAUAAGUUUUGAUUCCUUGCUUCAUUUUGCCGUACACCGUAUUUAAAAAAAGAAUUGUUCGUUCGUACAAAAGCAAGAAAAAAAAAAGAAAUUUGUAAAAACUAGUUACAAAGUUCAGCGUAAUAUCAAGGUCAUCUUUUGCGAAAUAUAAUUUUACAACUUUGUUUUACAGAAAGUUCCAUAAGAAUACGUUGUUAUAAUUGUUCGAUCGAAAAAUCACGCUGAUAUUGAAAACUGUAAAGUACCUUGACAAUAUUACCAAAAAUUUACUCAAAUCAUACGAAACAUGAAAAUGCAUGAAAAGAGGAAAUAUGACUCCAUUUCAAAAUUGUCGCCGUAUCGCCUUGAAGUGGAUGGAAGUGAACGAUUCGAAGUGUUGUCCAUUCUAUGACGUGCAUAAUUGAGAAAGUUAUUUCUGAAAGAUCAUAAAGUGCAUUACUCGUAUCUGACAGCGAACGGUAUGCCUCUGUUUAAUAAAAUUAACCGAGUAAUUUUCACUUCGUGUCGUUUAAAAUUACGUAACGGAAUCGGAAACCAAAAUUUAGGGGCAGCCGUGAUAACUAUUUAUAACAUGUACCAUGCUUGAAGAUUUUUGACUUUCAUAUGCUUGUGAAAAUUACCCCCUCCCCCUCCUCCUCCCCCCCCCCCCCCCUCUCUUCCCAUCCCCCUUUAUAUAUAGUACAUUAUAUAUUAUAAUAUCGGAAGCAUUCAAUUUAGGUUAUUUGCAAACAUCGAAUAAUCAAAAAUUGAACUGCCGUGUAUUUUGAAAGCAAAAACGAGCGAAAUUAUACGUAUAUAAAGACAGACAAAAUAUUAUAAUAAUUUGACGAUUCUGUACCAAAGAAUGUUAUAGCGUAUGAUGUCCGUGCAAGCUUAUUAGUGCCGCAAUUAAAUUUUCAGUGUUAUUUUAUAAUCGUAUUUGUAUAUGUUACAUUACAUAUACACGUAUAUGUAUAUAUAAGUACUGUAUUUAUAUCGAACGAUUUAUGAAAGUCGUAGGCUAUUAUCGUAUGUAUAAAGAACGCGCGCGGUUCUUUUAUCGAAAUUUUACUCGGUCGAGUAUCGAUAUUUCUUAAUUGUAACGAAGAGUGUCAUUUAUUCAAUUCCCCGCAGUAAGAUAUUGGUAAAAGAACACCGCACGCGGUCAGCGAAAAAUAAAAAUAUUUUAUGGUAUAAUAAUAAUAACAAUAAUAAUAAAAAUAAAAAUAAUAAAUACAGGCAUUGAUUAUAAUGGUGGACUAUAAUAACCCGUUUAUACUACAACGGUUGUAUAACCACGGCUCUCAAGAAACAGCAAUUAUCUGUAUCUAUAUCCUAAAAUUGAAGAGCAUCGUGGGAUUGUAUAACAAUAAGAGAAUAAGCUGUUUAUUAAAAAAUUCAAAAGUAGUACUAAGAUAAUAUUAAAAUCGAACGUAGGUAAAUAAUUAUGAGGCAGAUACUUAUAAAUUAAUCGCGAUUCGUAACGAACAUGAUAUAAUUAAUAAUAUUACGUAUACUAUUAUGUACUUUAUAAAUAUAUAAUGCCAGUAUGUGUAAGGAGUUAUUACAGAGCUGUAAUUCUAUCCGAUUGACCUUCUUGAUGUUAGAGUCAUUACGAUGAUUUGACACAUCCCUGGGUAAAACUAGGCAAAAUCAUAACCAAUGAUAAAAUACACCAAAAAUGGUGCCAGAAUUAGCUGAAAUGUAGAAUAGAAUUACAGCUGCUGAACCAAUGCAUUAGAUAAAUAUCUAUAACUAUCUAGUUAUAAAGCGCUGUGUAAAAUAUUGUGUACCGUUUCUCGUUAUUCAUUUUUCAAUGUUUGUACUAGGGACGUAUUUAUACGAUACCAUAUACAAACACAUAUAUGUAUAAUAAAUAUAUAUAUAUAUAAUAUAUAUAAAGUUAAGUAUACAUUUAAUAUAAUAGGGAAGCAAUUCGUAGUUCAAUAUUUCACAAAAUAAUAUAAAUAUUACUUAACUUCAAGCGAAGUGUAAAGCUAUUCCUAAUUUAACAAUAUUAUACCUAUAUAAUAUAUAUAAUGAAAUUAGACAAAUUUAUUGUUACAAUAUAUAUUAUAUAUGUUCGUUACGUAGCUGCAAGGCUAAUUGGAUCAGUAAUAUAAUUUGUACGAAACGAACUUCGUUAUGCAGCUUUAACUGUGUCGACAAGACUACACGUAUAUGUAUAUUAUACAAUCUAUACAUCAUAUAUUACAUAUAUUGUAUAUUAUAUAUAUAUACAUGUAUAUUUCACCUGGAUAUAAAUCGUAUGGAUUUUCAUCCAGCAGAGAAUAGUGGCUGCAUUUCAUUUUUCAACGGUUAAUCGGUUAUCGAAAAAUUAUAUAGGUACCUACUAAGUUCGCGUAGAGAGGCCUUACGUCUUAAUUGAAAAUCUAUAAUAUAAAACACGAUCAAUAACAAAAAGAAAUUCUCAACAUCGGUAUAAUACUGCGGUAAUAUUUUUUAAUAAGUGACCGUGUACGUGCCAGUAAUAAUAACAAUUACUAUCGCAAUUGUCAUUGAAAUAAAUCACAAACAAAUAUUGUCAUGAAUCAGGUGAUACGACCUGUUCAAUUCACCUGUAAAUAGGCUGCUUUACCGUAAAUAUAAUAUUGUAUACAUGUUCACAAGUAUGCAUAAUAUUGUCGAGAAUCAGUUAUAAUGAAUUUAAAUGAGACUCGAGAAACAGAACUGUGCGCGUGUACGAUUAACUUGCGAAUAUUUGGCCUUUAGUUAGUAUAUUUUUGAAAAUGUGCACAUAAAACAUUAUAGAGCUGUCUCUAGCCGCACCAAUAUUGAUAUCGAUAUUCUGAUUCUCGUUAAAAUUAAGUUACUUUAUAGGUUGUCAUUCUGUAAUCCUUACGAUGUAGGGUAUAUAAUAAUAUACAGUACUGCAGCACAUUAUAUAACAAUAUAAAGCAUAAGUUGAUGUUUCCUGAUGAUCUCUAAACCGGUAAGACGAUAUGAUAAUUACGUAGUUAUGGAAUUAAAUAAUUGUUAUAACAAAUAAUAAUCGACGAGCGGCAGCAGGCUUUCAUAGGGUACAAUGUAAUACCUAUACGCAUUAAUAAACUUAUUUAUUACAUUGCUUAACGAUAACAGAUCAGAGCAAAGUGAGCUAAUGAAGCAGCCCCUUAAUAUACGACGUAAAUACGAGUGCUCGCAUUUGUUACGUCAGCGGUUGAAUUAUUUCCAAAUAUGAUUCGACUGCCGUGAUUCUUUCUUCAUUUCUUUUUCUUGGUCGUUGAGGUACUUUAUUUCACAUCCCCUCCGUCCGAGGAUACAAGAAUUAUACCUGUAAUCAAAUUCACGCUUGCAGCAUUCGCUUUCAGUUGUUUGUUGUAUAACUGUUAUUAUUACAGUGGAUGUAUACAUGUAACGUCGCGAUCGAAUUAGGCUGUAAUGAAUUCUUACAACGAAACGUUGCUGAUGUACUGUUCAAACUUUAGUCAAAUACGUUGUAUACAUAUAAAUAUAUUUAUUAUUUAUUCUAGUCCUAAUUGCUUUACUGUAACAUAAUAUAUCUAAUUCCUGUGUCAAGUGUAACAACUAUAAUUAAGUUCUAAUAAAAUCAGGUAAGACCUGCUCACUUAUCUAA